GUUUGCACUAGCUGCCUUCACCUGCAUCUCGCAGGCAAAGUCCUGAGCAGCGACCACGGAUCGUCAAGUGGAGAAUUCAAACACUCUGAUUAUCAGCCCAUCAUAACGUCUCUCCGACCCACCGGGUCGGUAGACUACUAUGCGAUCCUAGAACUGGACAAGGAUGCAACGCAGGAGGAUGUGAUAAGGGCUUGGAGGCGGUUGGUCCUGGUUCAUCAUCCAGAUAAGCAAUCUCGAUGGAGGAGUGCUGCAGCACUACCAGAUACUCACAUUACAUCAUUAUCGACAAUCUCGCCGACGACGACGACGACGACGAGAACGAGAACGGUGGAUAAUGAUGAUGAUGACUCGCCUGUGACACCUGAUAUUCGCCUGAUCAACGAGGCAAAGUAUGUCCUUUGUGAUCCGAUUCGAAGGGCAGAAUGGGAGGCAGCGUUCGAUGCUGCUGCUGGAAACGGUGGGGUCAGUGCUUCAGGACCCGUAACUGAUGUCUCGAGGUCCAGGCGCUGCAGGCCGCCAUGCUCUACCUCGUCAACCUCAUGUCACAUUGGAAGUCUCCCUGGAGGCAUUUACGCCGCAUUACGGACCAACGACAGGCCAGCACGAAAGGAACGAGGAAGAGGACAUUGAUACCGCUCCACUGUACUACACAUUCCCAUGUCGCUGUUCCUCAGAAUUCGUCAUCACCACGAAAAACCUGGAGGACGCAGUGGAAGUGGUCGGUUGUACUGGAUGUGGCGAGUGGGUCAGAGUGUUGUACGAGGUGGUAGAAGACUGAGCGAGCGAGCCAGCGAGAGCUUGCCUCAGAGUGCGCUUGGCUGAUGACAUGGUGCCCCAUUUCGAGUCGCUCUGUCGACCGUGCCUCGUCAUCUCCCAAAAAAAAAAACCAAACCAUGCAU
Messenger RNA from Kockovaella imperatae, 899 nucleotides. RefSeq lists its product as hypothetical. NCBI's taxonomy places the organism in Eukaryota, Fungi, Basidiomycota, Tremellomycetes, Tremellales, Cuniculitremaceae. Bases 488 to 778 code for a protein of 96 amino acids. The record is from RefSeq and is a predicted model, not a curated record. The transcript has a single exon.